GUCUAGUCACCUUUCCGAUGCAAACAUUUAGCAAACCAAACUUACAGAAGAUUAACCAAACGUACCAGGUUCCUGGAAUGGAGGAGAUUCAAGUUGGAUUCCGGUUUUACCCAAUCGAAGACGAGCUCAUCUCGUUCUACCUGCGAAACAAGCUCGAGGGUCAUUUAGUAGGCACCAUGGCUCGUGUUAUACCUGUCGUCGACGUGUUCGAACUCGAGCCUGAUCAACUUCCACAGCUUGCAGGAGAGAGGUGCCGAGGAGACAGAGAGCAGUGGUUUUUCUUUGUAAAGAGACAAGAGAGGGAAGCAAGGGGAGGUAGGCCGAGCAGGACUACAGCUUCAGGAUACUGGAAAGCAACAGGGUCACCUGGCCCUGUCUUCUCGUCCGAUAACCGAGUGAUUGGGGUCAAGAAGACGAUGGUCUUCUACACGGGAAGAGCACCUACAGGUAGAAAAACCAAAUGGAAGAUGAAUGAGUACAAAGCGAUUGAUGGGAUAGCCAACAUGCCCACAAUCCCUAAGUUGAGGCACGAAUUCAGUCUGUGCCGUCUCUACGUAACAUCAGGAAGCUCCCGUGCGUUUGAUAGACGUCCUAUGGAAGCUUAUCAAAUGGAAGGAAUGCUUCUGAGCAACGGGGCUGAACCAUCAUCUCGGGCCAGGAUGAUGGGCGAGAGAGCAAGUUCAUCAGAAACUUCAUAUUCAAGAGGAGAUCAUGCGGAUCUUCCAGAGAAUAAUACUACACAAACCAACUCUGCCAUGGUUGAUGGCCUGACACAGCCUUUCUGGGAAUGGGAACAGCUGAAUUGGGCUUGACAUGAGAAUCUCGGCGACAAUAUCUUGUCAGAGCUACCCAUGACAUAGUAAAAGUAUGGUCCAUA
Tarenaya hassleriana is the source of this 877-nucleotide messenger RNA. Its product is annotated as NAC domain-containing protein 90. The transcript is spliced from 3 exons. Gene Ontology annotation, molecular function: DNA binding. Bases 18 to 812 code for a protein of 264 amino acids. The record is from RefSeq and is a predicted model, not a curated record. Gene Ontology annotation, biological process: regulation of DNA-templated transcription. Lineage: Eukaryota; Viridiplantae; Streptophyta; Magnoliopsida; Brassicales; Cleomaceae.